GCAAGAAGCAGCCGAUCCCUCAGCUCUCCAGGAAAACCUGCUAAGGGGCUAAUUUCUGUGAGCACUUGGGAGAAGAACUGUUCAGAUCUUCUGGGGAGCAAGGCCAGCACCAAGCAUCUCAGUAGCACAGCAACAAAGACUGGCAAUAAAUAUCCUUCCAGCAACUUGAAGCUUGCACAGCAAAUGAGUGGGGGAGCAUGAACGAUGCAGUAUCUGCAGGUAGAGAGAUGCCUGGGCAUUGGAAGCUCUCUGCAGCAUGCUGAGGAGACGUAACCUUCUUACCACGCUCCUGAUCGCCUUGCCAUGGGCUCUUCUCCUAACUUUGUGGCAUCAGUACCCAACCACCCGCUACCUCAGCCUCCUGAGAAAAGAGACAGAUGAGAAUGUGACCUCUAAAGCUCUUGUCAAUGGUACAUCUGCACUGAGAGAGGAAGGCCUCCCAUCAUGCAUGCGGCAGCAGCAGAGCAUGGCGGCAACGCCUAAAGUCAUCCAGAAUUAUGUGUACUCCAGGCCUCCCCCAUGGUCAGACACCUUGCCAACCAUCUUCGUUAUCACCCCUACCUACACCCGGCCAGUGCAAAAAGCUGAGCUGACCCGAUUGGCCAACACCUUCCUGCACGUACAGAAUCUGCACUGGGUGGUGGUGGAGGACUCGCCCCGGAGGACCAACUUGGUAUCCAACCUGCUGGAGAAGGCAGGGCUUAACUUCACCCACCUCAAUGUGGAGACCCCCAAGAGUCUGAAGCUGGGCCUGUCCUGGAUCCCAUCCCAUACCCCAAGGGGGACACUACAGAGGAACCUGGGGCUGCACUGGCUGAGGAACAGCUUCAGCAACACUGCACCACCAGAAGGGGUAGUGUAUUUUGCCGAUGAUGAUAACACCUACAGCCUGGAGCUCUUUGAAGAGAUGCGUUACACAAGGAGGGUGUCAGUCUGGCCGGUGGCUUUCGUUGGGGGUCUGCGAUAUGAAUCCCCAAAAGUGAGCCCAGCAGGGAAGGUCGUGGGCUGGAAAACGGUCUUUGAUCCCAACCGACCCUUCGCUAUUGACAUGGCUGGAUUUGCCAUCAGCAUCAAGCUAAUAUUGGAGAAGCCUCAAGCCAGUUUCAAGUUGGAGGGAGUUAAAGGAGGCUACCAGGAAACCAGUUUGCUGAAGGAUCUGGUGACUAUGGAUGGGUUGGAGCCAAAAGCAGCCAACUGCACAAAGGUGCUGGUCUGGCACACAAGAACUGAGAGGCCUACUUUGGUUAAUGAAGGCAAACGUGGAUUUACAGACCCCAGAGUAGAGGUGUAAGCAGAGAGCCAGCUCCAGGGUAGGCACAGGGCAGUGUUUGUUCCAGAAGUUCGUCAGCAACCACAACAGCUGUGCACGCUGCCCGUUCUGCCCAGCACUCUGCUCCACCGCUGGAGGAUAAUGAAAGCUCCCAAAUGUGGCCACAUCUAUCAGCUGGCACUGCCCGAAAGGUGGUAACAAAGAGGGACAGAGCUGAUCCUGUGAUCCUAUAGAUCUUUACCUUUGACUUCAUCCACUGGCUCUCAUUUCUCAUUUGGGAGAGGAGUGCUUCCCUUUCCCUGUGGGGCCUGUGUUCAUUCAUUAAACAUAAAACUUAUUAGACGUGAUCUUCAUUCUCUGCUGUGCCAGCAUAAAGGCUGAAAUCCAGGAUGGGUGUAGGAUCUCUGAAGAUCUCUUGGCAGCUUGUGAAACUAUAGCUGUACAGCUGUGGCAAGCUGCAGGGAUUCAGGGCUUGGAGUUGCUGCAGAAGCACAUCUAUCAGUCAGCCUAAGAAUGGGAUGCUCUCAAAACAGCUUAAAAACAAAGCUAGCCUGAGAGAAGGUCUCCCUCUGAAGGAUACACUCAGAUACAUACAUGGCUCAGCCUUCAGUUUUGGGCAGGGAGCUGUACUGAACCACCUCAUUCUCAGUUUGGGAGUUCAGAAAAGUACAUAGGUAUCAAGUAGGGAUCUGGUGCCUCAGCUUGCCACCUCAGCUGAGAAUGGAACCGCCCUGAAUUAUAGUUGUUUUGGAAAAUGCCAUACCAGAUCCCCAGACCCACAGCCCUCUGGAUAAAGUUCCUCUCCCGCUUGGGGAGACCUGGCAAAUACUGUACUUCAAAGGCCAUGCCUCCACUUGCCACUGGAGAGCCCAGAAAGCAGGAACAAAGAUGGGUGGACUUGGAAGGUUUGUUUCUAGCCUGGAACCCAACUGCAGCACCAUCAGGCACUUCAGUAGCCUCGAAUCAGAUAUAUAGAGCUGUUUCCUCAAUUUCCACAGACAAAGACACCUCUCUGGAGUGGAGGUGGGUGAGAAAUGCUCAGAGAAGAGGAACCCUGAGCCUGGGCUCAUCUCCUGCGAUAACAUCAAGGAAUGUGGAGAGAAACCGUCAAGGAACUAUUCUUGAGCACCAUAAGUGACAACUGAAGUAGUAAAUGUGACAAAGUUUUCCAGGUGAACUUUGAAAGGCAUGUUUGGCCCUGUAAACAGAAAGAAGAGACAUUGUCAUCCAGAACAAUUCCCUUUCCCUUAAUAAAACAGGGGGACAGUGAGGUUAAAGGCAGCUCACAAAGGAGGAGCUAGCAAAUAAGGACUGGAGGAUGCACUGGAUUAAAAGCACAAUCGUUUGUAUCAUGUAGGAAGGGGGCAGGUGUCACUCCAACUUCCAGGAGGAGAACUUAAAUGACCCAGAAACCCCUCUAAGCACAUCUUGAAAACCAUCUUCAUUCAAGCCAUGAGAAACAAGGCUUUAGGCUUUCAAAACACAUUGAGGAUUUUCAUAGCUGGGGGAAAGUUAUGAGUAAUUGUACCAUUCCCCACCCAAGAAAAUCUGGGCUGGCAGGAGACUUAUUUAUUUUUUGAUUUAUUUAUACUACAAUUCUUUUCUGCCUAUUCCUUGUUUUGUCUUACUUUUUAGCUUAGAUCAUCUGACCUAUUCAUGAAGAAAAAAUAUUCCCCCUCCCACCCCAAACUCUCACAGAAGAACAGUAGAGCUUUGCAUUCACUGCUGAAUGUCAUGUUUCAUGCUCCCUGGGGUUUCUUUACAAUGGCAUCUUAAACUGGCAAAAUAAUCAGAAACACAGCAAGCAGGGGAGUUUAGCAAGGGGAACUGCCGUUCCUUUGUGCAAGAGAUGUGGGUGGCACUAAGUUUCUGGCCCCCGAGCAGUCAUACCGAGGUGAAAACAUGUGCAAAGGACUGUCUCGCUCAGCAGACAGUCCCCAUGGGAUUUUGGGAAGCUUCCAAGAAGAGGGCUCUUCGAAGGAUAUCUGAGAGAGUAUAUGUGCAACUAGUAGCAGCACACCCUGCUAUAGGAGGGAGGUUAGAGUACAAGAAGGGGGAAAGGGGGAAAGGCACAACCUCUCGGAGGAGAAUUCAUGAGAAAUUAAAGAACAGGCAGCAAAUAGAGAAAUGGAGGCUGCCCUUAUUUUAAGUUUAGUGAGGCUCAGGCCAGAGAUAAGCAUACCCAGGAGAAAAAGCUACCUUGUCACCCAUCUCAGCAUGAAGGAAUACUAAAUGUACCAUGAAAACUGUAUCUUCUCUGGAUCCUAGAAAAUAGUCCUGACUGUUUUUUACAGGCGUCUGGCAUUUUGGAACUGGAUAGCAUGAAGGAAGCCUGGCUUCUGUAAAACACUUUUUCUUCUCUCUUUGUCAGAGCUUUAUCUCCUGGGCUCUCCAUGAGGUAACAGGCUUGGCCCACCCACCCCUGCCACUAGACUGGCAGGCUCAUUGAUCCCAUCUAGCAUUAAAACAAGAAAGUGACCUUCUUUGUGAUUUUAAUGAAUGAGCAAGAGAGAGGGAAUCUUUAUCCCUCUUAAGGGAUAAAGAGAGGGAAUCUAUAUCCCUCUUAAGCAAAGGAGUUGCUUAAGAUCUUCCAUUUUCCCCUCUGAGAUGGGCAAGGUUGCUGCCCGUAUGAAAAGGAGUGGAUACGGUGACUAAUUCCCUGGCCUUUGGUUCAGCUUUUGAGAUUUUCAUACAAGUCCUAUGUAGAAUUUUGGCACUGCUAGUGAAAGUUUGCAGCAAGGGUCUAUUCCCAUUGCAAAGGAUACUCCCCAACCCAUGUUUUUAGGGAUUUCUUCUCUCUGCAUUCCUACAAGAAAGCAAAGUUACUAUUCCUAUUUUUCCCACCGGGAAAUUGGAUUCCAGUGCGCUGUGCUACGCUGUCAGCUUAGCGCAGGUCUGAGCCUGCUCUCAGGGCCAGACCCUUCACACCGUUUCCAUUCUUGUCCCAGCCUGAACCUGGAGCCCUGCAGGGGAGGAGAUUCUGUGAAUCAAGAAAUUUCGUCACACCGCAGAUUGUGCAGGCCCAAAGCCUUGUAUGGGCAGCGUGGAUGUACACAACUACCAUUCCAGGCUAGCAGACAUUUGGACCUGUUCAGCACAAAUGCUCCUCCUCUGCAGAGCAGAUGGUGGACAGCAAGGACUGUUGCCAGUUGAGAUACACGAGCUAAGGGCAAAUGAGUAAGCAGUGCCACAAUUUAAGAUGGCUAUUUAUUAGCAGAGCUGGUGGGAGAGCCCAAGAGCAGAGCAGCAGUGAGGGCCACAGGUUUCAGGGUAAGCAAAUAUAGGGGUGCAGUAGGGAGGGAAGCUGCAGAUCAAUCCUAAGAUAGUUAAAACAGGAGAAGGAAUUGCAGCUCCUGUUUUUUACUAGCAUAUUAGUGUCUGAUACUCAUGUUCUCUGAGAUUCAUCUAGUUCACCAGCCAAUGAAUACUAACAUUUCCUGUUGCAGAAAAUACUAUUGACAAAAGAAAGAGAAUGUCAAGGAAGUAAUUUUUAAUGGUUAUUUAUUUAUAUUGAACGGUACUAGAGCGUUAUUAAAUAUGAUGUAAAUAGUACAACAUGGCACCAUUGUUUGUCUUGCAGUUGAAGUGCUUACUUCUUUUCCAGGAAAACAGUGGGCUCUGUAAUGGAGAAUGUCAUCAGUUUCAAUUGUUCUCAUUUCAAGGGAAUUCUCUCCAGUCUUCAUCUGACUUAAACGCUACAUGAGAAAUGCAAGCAAAAACACAUCAGUUCUCUGGGACUGGAAGAGGCUGCCUGCAUUAUGGAGGUGAAGAGACAGAAAGGAACACGGGUAUUCUGUCUAAA
Struthio camelus australis is the source of this 5072-nucleotide messenger RNA. Its product is annotated as galactosylgalactosylxylosylprotein 3-beta-glucuronosyltransferase 1. The record is from RefSeq and is a predicted model, not a curated record. NCBI's taxonomy places the organism in Eukaryota, Metazoa, Chordata, Aves, Struthioniformes, Struthionidae. Gene Ontology annotation, molecular function: galactosylgalactosylxylosylprotein 3-beta-glucuronosyltransferase activity. Gene Ontology annotation, biological process: chondroitin sulfate proteoglycan biosynthetic process; carbohydrate metabolic process. Gene Ontology annotation, cellular component: Golgi membrane.